AUGGAUGAAGAAAAUGAUAAUUCUCCAAAGAGCAUCACAACAGAACUGAAAGUAUACAUGCACUGUGACGCCUGUGAAAGAUCAGUACGCUGUUCUAUCAAGAAAAUCAAAGGCGUCGAGACGGUCGAGGUGGACAGGGAUGAGAAUAAGGUCACGGUGACAGGAGAUUUCGAGCCGAAAGAAGUGUUGAAAAAGAUCAAGAAGAAGACUGGGAAGAAGGCGGAAAUAUUGAUCCCUGAGGAAAAUGAGGAAGAAUACAAGGGAGAAGAACCUUAUGUUCCUUAUGAUGAUGAUGAUCCAGUGCUGGACCAAGAGGGAGCAGUGGCUCAUGAGUUUCAGAACCAUGGGCUCGAAAGAUGUGACCUCCAUUAUUUCGAUGAUGAAAACACAGAAGCAUGUAGGAUCAUGUAG
Messenger RNA from Phragmites australis (common reed), 411 nucleotides. RefSeq names its product heavy metal-associated isoprenylated plant protein 19-like. Gene Ontology annotation, molecular function: metal ion binding. NCBI's taxonomy places the organism in Eukaryota, Viridiplantae, Streptophyta, Magnoliopsida, Poales, Poaceae. Bases 1 to 411 code for a protein of 136 amino acids. The transcript has 3 exons. The record is from RefSeq and is a predicted model, not a curated record.